AUAAGGUGCCCAGCCACCAGCAUGUUCUGCUUAGGCAGAGUCUUCCGCCACCAUCCCAAGGCCAGCCUGGCAUUUGCGCUAGAAUCAGCAGCCCCUGCCCAGAUCUGGGCACUUUUCCUCUGAGGAAUAUCUUUUCCCUGGGGAAAAUAUCAGGAACAGAGCAGAUUCUCUCCCUCCCCCCUCCAAUACACACCUUCCUCAGACAAGAGCUGGAAGAUCAACAGCAGUUGAUAGGGGGACUUAGACCCUUUCUGCCAGCUAAUUCCAGUUUAUGCUUGUCCGUUAUCUUUGGAGAUGGGGGAAACAACGCAAGAGGGACAAGAAGGCAGUAGGCCACUGAGUCCAUCCUGUUCAGAAGAUGCUCUAUGCACCCCUCCAAUACCUCCCCUGCCUCUCCCUGCUGUGAUUGGAGGAGGGUUGUUGGGAUCUGAUGAUGAGGAACAAGAGGACCCCCGAGAUUAUUGCCGAGGUGGGUAUUACCCAGUAAAGAUUGGGGACCUGUUCAAUGGGCGCUACCAUGUGGUGCGGAAACUCGGCUGGGGGCACUUUUCUACUGUCUGGCUUUGUUGGGACAUUCAACGGAAGCGUUUUGUGGCUCUCAAGGUGGUGAAGAGCGCUGUGCACUAUACAGAGACAGCCGUGGAUGAGAUAAAGCUGCUGAAAUGUGUGCGGGACUCCGAUCCGAGUGACCCUAAGCGUGAGAACAUUGUCCAAUUGAUUGAUGACUUCAAGAUCUCAGGGAUCAAUGGUGUCCAUGUCUGCAUGGUCCUUGAGGUUUUAGGGCACCAGCUAUUGAAAUGGAUCAUCAAAUCCAACUAUCAAGGGCUUCCUAUACCCUGUGUCAAGAGCAUCCUACGGCAGGUAUUGCAGGGCCUCGACUACCUCCACACUAAGUGCAAAAUAAUCCACACGGAUAUAAAGCCAGAGAACAUCCUGCUUUGUGUAGAUGAAGGUUAUGUGCGGCGUCUGGCAGCUGAGGCCACGAUCUGGCAACAAGCUGGGGGGCCUCCCCCUUCUGGCUCUGCAGUCAGCUCAGCACCCCAGGAGAGCCUGAAUGGGAAGCUUUCAAAGAACAAGCGGAAAAAACUGAAGAGAAAGCAGAAACGGCAGAGCCAGCUCCUGGCAGAACGGCUUCAGGACCUUCAGCAGCUAGAGGAACUGGCAGCCACAGGAGCCGGUGAUGCCAGUGAGUCCACACUGGCCCCAGACCUGCUUGGCGGAGCCCCCAUCUUGGUCUCCUCGGUUGCAGGGGCAGAGCCCUCAGGGGGGUCUCUAGCCUGCAGCCCCCAGAGUCUGACAUCGUCUUCUGGUUUCUACACGCACAACGCUUACGACAGCUGCAAUGGGCACUCUCCACCAGGCACUGCCAGCCGCCAUUUCAGCCCUGACUCAGCAACCUCAGGCUUCUCAGGGUCCCUCUUCUCUGGCUCAGCCAUGUCAGGUGUCUCUAACCAGCGGGAGCGUGGAGGCCUUCUUUCCCCCAGCACUUUUGGUACCUCUGAAUUCCUAGUGAACCCCUUGGAACCUCAAAAUGCAGACAAGAUCAGAGUGAAGAUAGCAGAUCUGGGAAAUGCCUGCUGGGUGCACAAACAUUUUACAGAGGACAUUCAGACUCGCCAGUACCGGGCACUGGAGGUCCUAAUUGGUGCCACGUACAGCACUCCGGCUGAUAUCUGGAGCACAGCAUGCAUGGCGUUUGAGCUGGCUACUGGUGAUUACCUCUUUGAACCGCACUCAGGCGAGGACUAUACCAGGGAUGAAGAUCAUAUUGCCCAUAUUGUUGAGUUACUAGGUGAUAUCCCUCCGCACUUUGCUCUUUCAGGGCGCUAUUCCCGCGAGUACUUCAACCGGAGAGGGGAGCUGCGCCACAUUAAGAACCUGAAGCAUUGGGGCCUGUAUGAGGUCCUGGUGGAAAAAUACGAGUGGCCCCUUGAGCAAGCAACCCAGUUCACAGACUUCCUCUUGCCCAUGAUGGAAUACAUCCCAGAAGACCGUGCCACAGCCGCCCAGUGCCUGGAGCACCCGUGGCUGAACUCCUAAGGCCAGACAGACCAGCUGCUGAAGCAAGGGGACUUCUUGCCCCCACAGAUUCCCCAGCAAGAGGCUGGUUCCGUCACUGGGGUGGGGAAGGCUUUGUCUCGUGCUGGUUCCUCCCCAUUAGCGGAGGGCAUUCCAGGAUUGGAGGCAAGAGGCUGUUCUCUCUGGCUGAUUACAUUGGGGAGAUGGGGGUUGUAAUGCUGAACUAGAACCCCAAGCCCCAGGUAUCACCUUCUGGCUGUUUCUGAAGCACAGCCAGAGGAUUCCUAUGAUCCCUCACUAACUCUUUUCCUAGAGUUCACCUUUUUGGAGUUGCCAGUGGCCAUCUUUCCCAUGUACCCUUGACCGACGCUGUGUGAUUUUUUAAAUUAGCCAUGGGAUUCCUUGCAGGUCCCCCCACCCCUUGAGGCAGAAGGAAAAGGAUUCCUGCUGUUCCUAACCUUAGUGGGCAAAAGAGUGUAUGUGAAGCUCCCAGCAUGUGGAUGUGCGAGUAUGGGACAGGCUAAAUCUGUGAGUAAAGUGUGGAUGGUGAUUAGGAAGAUGUGCUUGAAUGUUCAAACAAGAACGCUGGAAAUGACAGCUCUUUGUGCGAGUAUACUGUCUUGCUGGAGAUGGCACAGGUAUUACAGGUCCUGGCGCUAUUUGGAGGGGACAAGAGACGGUAGCCGAUGGAGAAAGCAGGGGAAAUGUAUAGGUAGCCAAGCGGAGAGGGAGGAGAUCCUUUUCCCAGCUGCCAAUCAGCACCUGACGUAUCUGUAACUAGCAGACAUUUGCUGGCAGUAUUCUGCAGAAUUGUGGUUAAUAGUUAAAUAAGCAGGCCCUGAUACAUUGGUGCUCCUCCGCCACCCCAGGAGCGUGUUGUGAAUCCUGUUCCCUGCUGUCUGGAUGCAUAGACCAUAGAUUAUGCCACAGUCCUUAACAUGCAUGUUUUACUUUAGCAAGGGGCUGAGUUGCAAGUAGUUACUCAUAAUUUGAUAUUCUAGGAAUCUCAAACUUAAAAAAAAAAACUGAACAAGUUUCUAGCCCUCAUCGUUGUGAAGGGAUAGUCUAUAACAGACAUUUUCAAUAGCAGGAAUGUAUUAUAUGGUGUAAAGUCUCUUGUUCCCAUUUCUGAUUUCCUUUUAGUCCUAUUUUGCCUCAGUUUCCUUUAUCACUCCGGUCUUUGCCCCUGUUUUUGAGAUGGCUGGCAAUCCCAUUAAUCCUCACGUUCUAAGUAUUUGCAUACCGCAUUUCAACUCCUGCUGUACCUGGAAAAAAAGCUAGGUCAGAAAGUGAGUGUGUGUGUACAUGUGUGAUUACCCACCAUCUUUUUCUCCCUGGUGAAUGUUUGGAUGUAGCUGGAAAUGUUGCCAUCUCUCGAGCUGCUACUAAAGCCCCCCUUCCCUCUCCUCCACUUAAGUUUCUUGAUGCUUUUGCUACCUGUGAUCAGUUUUUAUUUUAUUUUUAGAGCAGAGAGGAGAGCUGCUCCAAAAUGCUUGGCUCAGUUCAAGCUACUUUGUGCCUUUAGGAAGGAGCUUAUCUACGGUUUGUGAUGAAGGAUUGAACAGAGCGAGUGCUUCUGUAGCAUUUCCCCCCCAAUACUUUGAUCUUAGAAAAAGAGUAACCAUCAACCAGAGCAAAAAAAAAAAAAAGACACAGAAGAGAGCAAAA
This is a messenger RNA of Rhineura floridana, 3687 nucleotides long. It is a transcript of the gene SRPK3, whose product is annotated as SRSF protein kinase 3. Bases 295 to 2040 code for a protein of 581 amino acids. Gene Ontology annotation, molecular function: ATP binding; protein kinase activity. Gene Ontology annotation, biological process: spliceosomal complex assembly; regulation of mRNA processing; protein phosphorylation. The record is from RefSeq and is a predicted model, not a curated record. Lineage: Eukaryota; Metazoa; Chordata; Lepidosauria; Squamata; Rhineuridae. The transcript is spliced from 15 exons.